Molecule: messenger RNA, 633 nt
Organism: Colletotrichum higginsianum IMI 349063
Lineage: Eukaryota; Fungi; Ascomycota; Sordariomycetes; Glomerellales; Glomerellaceae
Product: Adenylyl-sulfate kinase
Exons: 3
Coding region: 1-633 (210 amino acids)
Biological process (GO): sulfate assimilation
Molecular function (GO): adenylylsulfate kinase activity; ATP binding
Source: RefSeq, a predicted model, not a curated record
AUGGCUACCAACAUCACAUGGCACCCCUCCCUCUCGCGCCAUGAGCGCAACCAGCUUCGCAGCCAGCGCGGCUUCACUAUGUGGCUGACCGGACUCUCUGCCUCGGGCAAGUCUACCGUUGCCACCGCCCUUGAACAGCAUCUGCUGCACCUGGGAGUUGCCGCCUACCGUCUGGAUGGCGACAACGUUCGGUUCGGGCUCAACAAGGACCUCGGUUUCUCCGAAAAGGACCGCAACGAGAACAUCCGUCGCAUCGCAGAGGUCGCCAAGCUGUUUGCUGACUCCUCAACUGUCGCUAUCACCUCCUUCAUCUCCCCCUACCGCGCCGAUCGCCAAGUAGCUCGCGAGCUACACGCCCAGGCCGGUCAGAACAACGACGAUGCCAUUCCCUUCAUCGAGAUCUUCGUCGACGUGCCCCUUGAGGUUGCUGAGCAGCGCGACCCCAAAGGUCUUUACAAGAAGGCGAGGGCUGGAGAGAUUAAGGACUUCACCGGCAUUUCCGCCCCCUACGAGGAGCCUUUGAGCCCCGAAAUUAUCAUUAGGACCGACAAGUCGAGUGUCGAAGAGUGUGUGGCCCAGAUUGCCGACUGGUUGAUUAAGGAAGGCCUUAUUUCCACGAGUAAAACGACCUAA